UUUCGUAUAUCAUUUCGCAUUUGACUUUCCCAAAGAACACGUUGGACCGAUAUAAACAUUCGAUUAAUAAUUUUUCUUGUUAUUAGAACUUGUGGAACAAUAGAUCAUAAAAAUGUUGAAGAUCUUCGGAUCCAUUUUGAUUCUCUGCGUAGCAACAACAUUGACUUAUCCUACGGUCUUAACAAAACCAAAUGAAGAUGUCAUGUUAAUAAGAUUGAAUAGAGCUGCUGAUUUUCACUCUACUUAUGGACAUGGACACGAACGCCAUCACGACAGCAGACCUCAUGGUUAUCAUCAUGGUCAUUAUCAUGAUCAUUAUCAUGGACAUCAUCAUGGGCAUGAAAGUGAACAUUACAGUGGAUAUCGUAGUGGUUAUGGCAAAUAGGCUGCAAACGUUUAGUACAUAACUCAUGCACAAAAAUGCAACUACAAAUAUUUUUUAAAUAUGUGGAAUAAUUUGUCGAAUAUAUAAAUUUUGUUCCAUAGAAUAUUCUUUUCAAGUAAAACAAAAACUAAACGGCAACUAAUAUUGUAUGGAUUUAAAAUAAUCGCUGAUUUAUAAUAAUAACUAUACUUGAUAUUGUUCAUAAUUAUAAGUAAAAUAAAAUAUAAUAUUUCUGGCAUAC
Molecule: messenger RNA, 626 nt
Organism: Vespula pensylvanica (western yellowjacket)
Lineage: Eukaryota; Metazoa; Arthropoda; Insecta; Hymenoptera; Vespidae
Product: hydrogenase maturation factor HypB-like
Exons: 2
Coding region: 113-385 (90 amino acids)
Source: RefSeq, a predicted model, not a curated record